Molecule: messenger RNA, 2519 nt
Organism: Cataglyphis hispanica
Lineage: Eukaryota; Metazoa; Arthropoda; Insecta; Hymenoptera; Formicidae
Exons: 10
Coding region: 68-2383 (771 amino acids)
Source: RefSeq, a predicted model, not a curated record
AUCCGAGCACCUUGGCGAGUACUGAUCAUCGGUAGCGCUAAAAAGGAGCUAAGCGAUUCCAUUCAACAUGAAGGUUCUCAUCGUUCUUUCUGUCGUUCUGGCUUGCGCCUUCGCUCGUCCAUCACUGAUUUACGCCAAGCUAACACCCGGGGCACCGAUCGGCCUAGACGGCCGGGUAGUGGACACCGCGGAAGUAGCGUUGGCCAAGGCCGAGCACGCGGCCGCUCAUAUCAACGAGAAGAUCAAUCUGGCCCAGGAAGCUGUCAGAUCGGCCGACGUGCUCGCUUACGUCGCGCCGGCGAACGUGGCCGUGAUCGGCGGGGCCCAGCUGGUGGAACCGGUCGCGGUGGCGACGAAACUGGUGCCCGGGGCACCGAUCGGGCUCGACGGGCGUGUCGUGGACACGCCGGAAGUCGCCCUCGCCAAGGCGGAGCACGCAGCGGCGCACGUCAACGAGAGACUCAGCCACGAGGUCGCGAGAUCGGCCGCUUACGAACAACCGCUUGUCAUCCUGAAUCACGGUGCGCCGCUCAUUUUCUUGCUCGCCACGGCGGUGACCUGUAGAGCCGCGUACGUCGGUCCAUCCCCGUACGGGAGCCCCUUGGUCCACCCCCAACCCCAGCAGAUCGCCCCGAGCUACGCGCCACCGGCUCCAGUCGGCGAGGACGGAAACGUCAUCGACACGCCGGAAGUGGCGCAGGCAAAGGCCGCGCAUUUUGCCGAAUUUGCGAGAGCCGCCGCCCGCGCGGCCCAGGACGAGAAGAAUCAGCAGCAGCUGUCUGGUUACAAUCCGCAGGUCUCAUCGCCCACUUACAGCUACCCAACGACCGCUCAACCUACGGCAAUGCCCUAUCAGAGACAGGCCGAUUAUCAGCGACCUACUCCGAUCUAUCAGACGGCAAAUCACGUGCCGGCACCACCAGUCUACGCGCCGCUCAAUUAUCAGCAACUCCAGCAAUAUGAUGCUCGCGCAAAUUUCGUGGACCAGAAGGAUUACGCGUUACCCGCCAAGACCACUACCUUCGUGCCGGCGCCGUUGGCCGAGGACGGGACGGUCGUAGACACGCCGGAAGUGGCGGCCCUGAAGGCUGCCAGACUGGCCGAACUCGCCGAGGCCGAGGCUCGUGCCUACAAGCACGCGAGCGCUCAUCCGAACGAAGACCAGGGUCAAGCUUAUUCUGGAUCGCCGGUUGGUGCCGCUCCCGUCAACUACAAUGCUAAUCUAGGACAUUAUGGUGCUUCCCAACAAUUUCUAGGAUCCUCGUAUCCUGGAACUCAGCCUUACUCCACGCAACAAGCAUACAAUCCGUCGUCGGGAUACCAGCCUCAGCAUUAUCAGUCCCAGCGUCUGAUAGGAACCUACAUUAUCUUGAUAACCGUCGUUGCCAUAAUUUCGGCUACACCGACGUAUUAUCAAUAUCAUGGACCACCCGCGCCGAUAGGUCACGAUGGCAGAGUCAUAGAUACACCGGAAGUAGCCCAUGCCAAAGCGGCACAUCUCGCCGCCGUGGCGGAAGCUGCCGCGAAAGUUCCGUACGGUCUGACUUCCUAUGCGAGAAAUCCGGACUAUCAUGGAUAUUCGAAACCGGUAUCGGUCAGUCGUCAGAUGUAUCACAGUGGACACGGAUAUCACGGACCACCUGCUCCGUUAGAUCACGAAGGUCGCGUAGUAGACACGCCGGAAGUGGCCCGAGCGAAAGCCGCGCACUUGGCGGCUUACAAUCACAUAGCUUCCUCGGCACCUGUCGGCGAGGAUCAUCCCCAGAGUUAUGAUCAUCAUUAUUAUGGCGCUUCGUUAGUCGCUCUUGACGAUGAUGAACGUGAGAGACUCUCGGCCAAAGAAGUAGCCGACAACGCAAAACUGACCUCGGCAGGCAUGAAGGUUCUCAUUGUACUCUCCGCGCUCUGCGCCAUUGCGGUCGCAAAUCCGAUUUACCUAGCUUAUCGCACCGGCGUGCCACUCGGGCCUGACGGUAAAAUCCUGGACACCCCGGAAGUGGCGCAGGCAAAGGCGGCGCAUCUCGCUACUCAAGCUUACGAGGCCGUCAGAAACACGCUCGGCUAUGCACCCGCCCUGGCCAUUUAUGCACCUGCAAUUACGUACGGCGCACCCAUCGGCGUGGACGGUCGGGUGGUAGACACACCUGAGGUCGCCCAGGCCAAGGCUGCCCAUCUCGCCGCUCACGCCCAAGAGGCUGCCAAGACGGUCGGACUAGCUCCAUACGGAGCUUUGGCGUACGCUCCUUCGCCUGUAUUAUAUGGUUACGCUCCACUUGGAUCCGACGGCAGAGUAAUAGACACCCCCGAAGUGGCGCAAGCUAAGGCUGCGCAUUUUGCCGCUCACGCUCAGGAAACUGCCAGAAACGCUGUUCAACAAGUGUAAUUAUUAAAAACUUCGAUACACCGCGCAUAUAUAUUGGUCAAAUCUGUCUCUUGAUCUCUUAAUCGGAGAUACUCGUACCACGUUCUUCAUGGAUCUGAGGAAUCUUUGACAAUAAACGAACCAUGUUUAAAUAUUA